Sycon ciliatum is the source of this 1362-nucleotide messenger RNA. RefSeq lists its product as uncharacterized. Gene Ontology annotation, biological process: cholesterol biosynthetic process. Lineage: Eukaryota; Metazoa; Porifera; Calcarea; Leucosolenida; Sycettidae. Bases 237 to 851 code for a protein of 204 amino acids. Gene Ontology annotation, cellular component: membrane; endoplasmic reticulum. The record is from RefSeq and is a predicted model, not a curated record. The transcript has 4 exons. Gene Ontology annotation, molecular function: steroid Delta-isomerase activity; C-8 sterol isomerase activity; cholestenol delta-isomerase activity.
CGUCCUGACUCUUCUCCUUGGCCAGCUUACACUUUUUACAGUCAUACAGAGACAGUAACGGUCCCAGUAGGUUGUAAGUUUUGUCUUCCUUCGAUCAUUUAGUCAGAUCUUGUUAGUUAGUUGUCGCUGUCUUGCGCAUUUUCAGCAUAGGAAGGUUGCAGCUUUUCUGCUCGGUUCAAGUAGACGGAGAAUUAUUAUUUUUAUUGGGCCGACGACGAUUUGAAGCAGUUCAGAUCAUGGCGUCGGCAAACUCCAGCUGCGACUGGUCGGCCGGUCUAACGGACCCUGUCAACCUGAUACCCACGUCCGUACUAGUGCUGUGCGUAGCGAUUAGCGGACUGCCGCGGAACUGGACGGCGGCUUGGGCCCUGUUCAACGCCGUAAUGAUCCACGCCUUUCUGGAUGGUGUUGUAGGCGGGAUGCUACGUGGACCAGACUGUUUAGUGAAAGGAUACAUGUACAUUGAUGAUCGGUUCACCAAUGGGGACGGUACCAUUGGCUGUCUGUGCUGGCUGGAGCUGUACAUGUACACGCCGUUAGCUAUGAUCUGGUAUCACUCGGAGAACACCAAGGCAUGGCAUCGCGAGUUCUUCGGCAUCGUACUCUCAGUCAUCUAUCUGAUGGGAAACUUGUUCUACAUUUUCGCCGAAGCCUACCUAGGAUUUCCGGACGUGCCAUUGGACUGGCCGCCCAAAUUUGACACGUACGAUAAGAUCGUCAAGUUCUGGGGAAUCUACCUGGGUGCUAACUCCAUCUGGGUGUUCAUACCCCUGAUAAUUAUCUACCGAGGCUGGGUUAAUAUCGGCGCAGCGUUCAAACAGGCCAACGGUGCCAGAAUAAAGAGCGACUAAGCACCGAGAUAGGGGAAAAUACUACUUCGAAGUAGAUACCAGAUAGAUGUUUCAUUUUAACUUUAGUUAGGACUCUAGGACCAGAAAACAUGCAUGCGUGUGUUCUAGGAUUCUUCUCGAGCAUGACCCCCCCCCCCCCCAUAUGCUGUUCUGCAUACUGCGAGCAUGCAAGCAGCGAGCGCACCACGAGCACGUGUAUGGCAGGCGUUGCCUCGUGAUGUGUGUGUGUGUGUGUGUGUGUGUUUGUGUGUUGCGAGUGCAUGCAUGCAUGCAUGACUGCAGUGCUCCGUAUUCGUGCACGGCCGUUGGUCGAGCAUGCCUAACUCGAGUCGGCGUUCUGCCAGUGCAAUCCCUUUUCUACUCUAGUAUUUAUCCCAGCUUGUUGAGUCAUGACCGCACUUGGUUACACACAGAUCUUGGCAAUCAGAAUUCUCUAUGGUGGAGUCCGUGUGAUGCUGCCCAUAUAUGCUACUCUUUCUAUCAUACUAACUAACUUGCUCAGAUCUCAUGA